Molecule: messenger RNA, 650 nt
Organism: Photinus pyralis (common eastern firefly)
Lineage: Eukaryota; Metazoa; Arthropoda; Insecta; Coleoptera; Lampyridae
Exons: 3
Coding region: 99-575 (158 amino acids)
Source: RefSeq, a predicted model, not a curated record
CAGAUGGUGACAGUUGACACAAAAUAACUGUCAUUUUCAAACUUUAAAAAACGGUUAUUCUACAUCUGCCACCUAGACCUACAUUCGCUAAAUGCAAAAUGAUUUCAAGCACAGGUUUUCGAAUUGCAUUUGAGCAAGAAAAUAAAGUGACAGCGAGCAGAAAAGCAAAUUUACAAAAAUCGACCCGAAAACCACUAUGUGAUAGAGCUAUCAAUCACACUCCGCAACCUAACGGAAAGGUAACGUCUCUUAAAGCUUCGACAAAUGUACAACAAAAAGAAGUCAUCGUGCAAAAACCGAAAGAGCCCAAAACCUACCCAGAAUGGUUCUCCGAUGUAUGUUCUUUUAAAGGACUAGAAACAGGAUAUGACGACAUCGACAUUCAAUUGGAGCCACAAACAAUCGAUGUACCACAUUUAUUAAACUUUAUGCUCAAUCCGAAAACACCACCAAUUAAGGCUAAGGAGUUUAUUCCGCAGCUGCAUUCGCCUGUAACAAUUGAUGUUAAUUAUGACGACGAUAACUUUCCAGAAAUUCCAAUUGAGGACAUUGAGAUUCCAGAAUGUUCUUUUUGACUUUAGUGUUUUUUGUAAAUUAUUCAUUUCUGUUAUGUAAGCGUGUUAUUAAUAAAUAUAGUAGCGAGACAUUAA